Molecule: messenger RNA, 567 nt
Organism: Paracoccidioides brasiliensis Pb18
Exons: 5
Coding region: 1-567 (188 amino acids)
Source: RefSeq, a predicted model, not a curated record
AUGGUUCCAAAGUUUGUUGGGAUGAGGCUUGCGACAGAUGAAGAUGGAACUGACAUGAUUGUCAUGCACAGUCAGCUAAUAGCCAGACAGCCCAUCGUCUCCACCACUUCCCAGAGAGGGCUGAUAGAAAGCGUGGCUGCGUGGCUGCGUGGCUGCGUGGCUGGCCCGAUGACAAACAUUCUUCAAGAGCAGCUUCUUGGUGAGACGGCGCCAGGGAAUUCAAGGGUGUCAAUCGGCAUACUACUUUCAGCAAGCCAUGAUUUAUCGAGAUUCAGUCUCUGGGUGGAGGCGUCCACUACCGAGCCUCCCAUUGUGAUGUGCAUAUCAUUCGAUGCUUCACAGGUUGAAAAUUCCUGUAACUAUCUAGACAAAGGCCUGAGACCCGAGUCCCAGAUCGGGUACGUAUUAAUAAAAUAUUCAGCUGCGGCUGCAUCUAGAAGUCCCUCAUUCGCUGAAAUACCAGGUGCCCAGGUUGUGUGCGCCCUAUCUGGCCGAUCCCUCAACUCGGCCCCUGAUGUGCGGGGGUGCGCUGCUGACUCUGGGGCCAUGGGUGAUAAUGCUAUUUAG